AUGGUGCGCCAACCUAAGAAGCUGACGGACUGCCCGGAAAACCUCCGGGAGUCCAUCGACUGGCUGAUCCAGGUUAGGCAUGGGAAUGGUGGUCUUGAGGAGUUGUCAAAAGCUUUGAAACUGUUGAUCGAGCAGGCUAUUGAGAGAGCUAAAGAGAGUCUCGAAAAAAGGCGUAAUGAGCUAGAGUGUCCUUUCCAACAUAAGGGAUAUAAAUCUUAUUGUGAGUAUGUCGAUAAGACAAUUGAGCAGUUGGAAUCUGAAAAAUCAUCACAAUCCAAAGAUGACACUGAACGUAAUCGCCUUGAAAAUCAGAUUGCACGUUUCCAGGGUAAAAAGGAAUCUUGUAAAAGUUCCCAUAAAAUUGAUCCUAAGCGUACUGCAGAGAUUGAGAAGGAAAUUAGUCAGGAUUACGAGGUCGUUAACAAACUUCAAGGAUUUUUGGAAGAAUUGAAUAAAGUUUCCAAAUCGACAGACAAUAACAUUUUAACGCAAUUAUGUUCCGGCCUCGAGACCUUCCUCGGUUUCUCCCCAGCUUCCAAAGGCUACUCAGGUGAGGGAAUUGUGUACUCCGACCUUGACAGGCUCUGCGACGGGGUGAUGUCUUUCCUUCAUGGUGUUUUAAAUGAAGUUCAUACAAAUAAGAAUCUUGAGCCUUAUAAAAAGGCAUUAAAUGAAACUGUAACACUUUUAGAAACUCAUCGUAAUGAUGGCAAAACAGGUUUGCGUGAUGUGAUUGACCGUGUCAAGCAGGGGAUUGGUGAUUGGUUGGGGGAUGUGAAAUUAAAAAGUGAUAACGUUAAAAACCCAAUUGGCGAAUUGUUGAGUGAUAGUAAAAUUAAUAAUAUCCCCAAAUUAAUAGAGGAUAUUCGAGAUAUGGGGAAGAAAAAUUAUGAUGAAGUUUAUGUCUCGGAAAAUACAGGUGAGUUGCAUGAUUGGGUUCAAUCUGUUUCACGGUUAAUGGCGAAAACUCAAGACUCUCUAGACGCACUCAGCCAUAUUGACAAUAACCUUAAGACUAAUUUAGAACCUCACGUGAAUUUAGUCCACAAUGCUGUCGAAACGUUUAUGCGGAAUGAUGUUGGGGACUUCCAUAAUCUUAUUGAGCUUUUCGAGCAGGUGGAGAAUCAAUUUAACGGCUUGAAUAAGGUCGUCGCAGGUGGGCUAGAUGAACAAAGUGGUUUAAGGUAUCAGUUCAAGGAAGGGAUUGAUGGAAUCCAGAAGACAAUCAGGGACGAGCGUGUGGGUGAAUUGUUCCAAUCCAUAAAGAAAGCUAAGGGCACUUUGAUGGAGGCAAAGGUGGUUGCGGAUGCGUAUAUUGGCAAUUUCACAGCAUAUAGAAAAGCGCACAUCACCGAUAAAUUUGAUGCUCUUAUGCAAAAGGCUGACGUUUUAAAGGCGAAUGCCCAGGGCGCGUCUCUACAUGAUCAGAAAUGUCAACUUGAAAAGGAAUUAGAAUCGGUGACCAAUGCCGUUGAGGAGAUUGAAGCGGCGUACACCAAAAGGUUGUUAAAGGUCAAGGCGGAUGUCAUAAAGGAUGUGAAUGAAGCUUUGAAUGAAACACAUCAUGGUCUCGAUGCUUUGGAUGGGCAUAUUAAGACAGGGUUGCUAGAUAUUAGGAAUAAGAUUAAGAGUAGGUUAGUGUCGUUUGGUAAGAGUGUGCAACGUAAGAUUUUGGACGCCGCUGCAGAUGCGAAGCGUUAUAACAGCGACAACAACGCUCUAGCAGUUAUAUCACUUGGCAAUCAGCUGUCUACUGCUGGGUUGAAUGAGUUAGGGGAGUGGCUUAAAGCUAUUCCUGGCAGCAAGAAGGAGUUUGCCGAACCGCUGCAAGAUAUGCUCUAUCACUUAGAUCAGGCUAAAUCCACGGAUAAAAAUCCCGGCCACUUCGCAGAUCUACUCAGUACACUUCACAAUGCGCUGUCCUCCGCCAUCGACGCAGAACUGGAAAAUGUUAUCAAACAGCGUAAAAGUGAAAUAGAAUUCGGAGAUAACACAAUCAUGAAAGAGUAUUAUAGCGAGACUAAAAAUGGUGACGUGCCCGGUACGCUUAGAGGUUUUAUUUUGAAGAUUAAGAAUAAGGUAAAAAAUGACGGCUUCGACGAGGACGAAUCCGGUGCAGCGAAAUUCUAUCCUGUGAAAAUGAAUGGUUAUACGCACGAGGAUGCCAAGGUCGCCACUGACAACCAAGGCUCCAGGACUAAGUACGAUAAAGCCCUCGCGAAAGUCAAGUCCACAAUUGAUAAACUUGAGGAUCUUCCAAAAGCCAUUAAUACUGCUAAGGAGGAAGCAGAGAAACUUGCAGCUGUCUACGAAGAUAGAAUUAAAAAACUAGUUAAAACUAUUGGUGAUACGAUUGCAAUUGUUACGAGCGCUGAAGAACAGUUAACUGCAUUACUUGAUAAGCUUAGAGGUGCACUUAACGCAUUUGAAAAAACAUUCCUAGCCGCGAUCCAAGGGUUUGACGAUUAUUACAAGACUCAAUCCUCCGCCGCCAAAAUGCAGAUUAAAAACGAAGCUUUCCAGAAGUUUGCUUUAACUAAGAGUCGCCAGCUGGAAGGCUUGAAGGACUUGGUUAGCAAAGAGUUCGACAAUGUCAAAAGGGCCAUCAUGAGGGAUAGAUUAACGGGUAUAAAAGGUUUAAUGAAAUGGAUGUAUGGCAAGGAUGGUAAACAUAUAACUUCAAUCUCAACUGCUGGAAGCUCGACUACAGAACACGGAGACAAAGUAGCAGACAUAUCUCUCAAAUUUAAAAAUUACUCGACACAAAUUUUCGAUUACUUGACCAAGUAUCCCCCACAGAAUUUUGCAUCUCAACCAAGUGUCAUUGGAGAUUAUUCAAAGAACGUUUCGGAACUACAAUCCAAGGUCGAAGCCCUCCUCUCCCACCUGUCCGAGCAAAAACACUUCACCCACCAGGUCCCCGGAAUGCUCCAAAAACUCAAGACGUCCGUGCAAGCACUCCACUCCACAGCCUUCGCCAACCUCGCGUAUCCCGUGCUCGACGCUUUCCCUAAGAGCCUGGAGCGCUUCGUCGAGCAGCUGGAGAGGGGGUACGUGAAUAGGUAUGAGGGGGGUGAGGAAAUAUUAUUGUAUAACUACUUGAGUAAUAAAAUAACUCCGGAAGGCGAAAAGUGCGCGAAGAUAUUUUUGACCUUACUGGAGACGGUGAAUUAUGAUUUACGGGAUUUACUCAGUGGACAUGAUUCGCAUGAAGCGUUGCAGAUUUAUCUAAAGGGAGAGAAUAGACUUGGUCGCUGGUUUAAGGGACGGGGCUUCAAAGUCUCCGAUGAUGACAAGACGCAGAAUGGGGAGUUAGACCGCAAGAAGACAGGAGGAAAUAUUCGUGAGUUUCUUGUCAAAGAUGACGGGAAACACGUCUACAGGAAGGACACCGGUAAAACCGAUACUGGCCCACUCAGGCGACUUGUAGGCCCCCUUAGAGACUAUUAUCGUGUGUGUCAUUAUGAAAUUCCUCCAAAACCCAGAGCGCCGAGCAGCGUGAAAGAUAUGCUUCAAUGGCUCCUCGGGUUAUACUUUAACCCGAUUUAUAAUCAACUUGGUGAGUACUUCAAGGAACUGUUCGAAAAGCCUAAACAUCAUGAAGAUAAAAAAUAUUCCGAAAUUGAUGAAAGCCAACUUAGCCUGGUUGCCACCACAACAAUUAGGCCUAAGGAACUCAAAGACAUACUUCGGGACGUCUGUCUGCACUCUGAAAAUACAUUGAUCGCAAUCCUCGGCCGCGGCCAUGAAAAUGGCAGAUACGCCGUUGACUUUUAUACAAACGCAGACAAACUAGACUAUCCUAGUAGCCCAUCCGUCUGUUUUGACUUGCUUGUAGACAUAUUAUUUAGAGUGUAUCACCAACUCCAUUUCGUGUUUAGCCAGUGUCAGAAUGGCACUAGUCGUGGCGGCUGGUCCGACUGCUACUACGGUCGUGGUGUUGGUGGCUCCGAUUGGAAUUGCAACACUAUGCAAUGCCCCAACCAAUCAGGAGACCAAAAGCAUAAGCAAAAGUGCGACCAAAACUGUAACCAAAAUGCUAAGUGCGGCCUCAAGUCACCGCUCCAGUCAUUCCUUGAAGACGGACUCCCUGGGUUCUUACCACACUCAUUCAAAUCGCCAGGUUGCAAACUGGAAUGUACUUUAGCCAACCACAGAGGCAUUCCAUGUCUCACUCCCAUGGGUUUCUCCGACAUUAGCGCUACCGCCUCUCAAACAAAUAAAGGUGAACAUCUCUGGAAGGUUCUUUACAAAUUCUGCGGUCCAGAUUCAUACCUCCGUAAACUGUGUUGUCAGCUCAAUUGCCUCCUUCGUCGACCGCCGCAGACCCUGGGUGAUAUGCUAGCGUUCUACCAUAGUUACCUUUCCACCUGGAGUGGUGGUAGUAAAGACCAUAAGAGCGUUGCGUUCAAUCAAGCCGUGAGCGACGCCAACUUUGGGGAUGACGCAACAAAGUUGGAAGUUGUGUCCAUACAAGGCAGCAAGUCUCACACUGCUAAACAUUCCCAAGGUGACCUGUUUAGCAUUAUAUUAUGUGACCCUAAGACAAAUUCCGGCCUACCAUGCGGAUCGUAUUUGCAGUCAAUCAGCGAAUACAUCAGGUUGAUAUAUUCUAAGGAGCACGCUAGUAAUUACCUGUCGUGGGUUGUAUAUAUUACUGAGACGUUCUAUGAUUUGCUUAAGAAAUUGUAUGACGACUGCUGUGAAAAGUGCAACAAGCCGUCUCCUAAGUGUAAUGGUUCCAGAUGCGCUAAUCACUGUCAGGUGAAAUCAUAUUAUGACUCUCAAACAACGGAUGGCGAAAAGGCCAAAUCAUCAUCAGCAUCCGGGCAAGUUAAACACUCAAAAUUAUGCAAUUCCAUCCUCAACUGCAAAAACACACAUUCGAUCAUAUACACUGCUGGUUUUACCUUCGGGAGCCCAGACAAACUAAGCGGUGAAACAGAUAGAGCCACGAAGCGUACAUGUGACGAUUUUUGCAAGACACUGGGAUUUGUUGUAAAGGAUGGUAGCGUACUAUAUGACUUAGUACAUAAGCAUAUUCCAGGAUUCCUGUGGGACAUAAGGUUCAAAUUCUUCUACACCCUGCUCGCCCUCUGGUCGCUCUCGCUCCUCUACCUGCUGCACAUCACCGUCGUCCGCCUCGACGUCCUCCGCAUCCGCUCCCACCUGCGCUCGCCCUCGUCGCACCGGAUCGCCGCCCAGUCACUACUCGCCGCUGCACGUGUUGGAAAACUCAGCAAAAUAUCGUAUCUGCAGGCGUAA
Molecule: messenger RNA, 5265 nt
Organism: Babesia ovata
Lineage: Eukaryota; Apicomplexa; Aconoidasida; Piroplasmida; Babesiidae
Exons: 1
Coding region: 1-5265 (1754 amino acids)
Source: RefSeq, a predicted model, not a curated record